GAGCUGCCGCUAUGUUAUCCCGCACUCUUGCUCGUCGACUCGUCCGUCAAUCACUUCGGUCCUCGCCAUCCUCCAACAUCAUAUCGAGGAGAACGUUCAAAAAUGUAUCAUCCAUGUUCUCGAGCUCAGUCAGCACUCGUUUGCUUACACGGGCGAUGAGCACCCCCGCGCCUCAGCUAAAUGUCAGCGAGCUUACAGUGGAAAACUAUCACAAGCUGUCAGAUGCUACAAUGGCCACGCUACUUGAACGGCUGGAGGACUUGCUAGAUGAAACUGGUAAUGCCGCCUAUGAAGUUGAUUAUCAUAGCGGUGUACUGACUCUCAUUCUCGGGAAUAAUGGGACAUAUGUCAUUAACAAGCAACCACCUAACAAGCAAAUAUGGCUUUCUUCACCACUAAGUGGCCCGAAGCGGUAUGACUAUUUCCCUGAAUCUGACGACUGGCGCUACUCGCGCGAUGGGCGUAGUUUAGAAGACUUGCUCCACGACGAACUAGGAAACGUGUUUCAGAAGAAACUCAACCUAGGUUUGGAAAAUGUGUCGACCCAAGUGGAGUAGUUGGGCUUUAUGUAGAUGCUUACCUAUGAGCGCGUUGAACAGCGCGUGCCCCUUUUUUAACCAGUGCUUUCUGCAGUUUCCUGUAGUGGAAUAUUUCUGUUGGGUGAUUGAAAUCUACUAAAUUUAUGCAUGGUUACCUUUAUCCACC
Messenger RNA from Serpula lacrymans var. lacrymans S7.9, 705 nucleotides. RefSeq lists its product as uncharacterized. The coding region runs from base 12 to 557 and encodes 181 amino acids. The transcript is spliced from 4 exons. Lineage: Eukaryota; Fungi; Basidiomycota; Agaricomycetes; Boletales; Serpulaceae. Gene Ontology annotation, biological process: iron incorporation into metallo-sulfur cluster; intracellular iron ion homeostasis. Gene Ontology annotation, molecular function: ferric iron binding; iron chaperone activity; 2 iron, 2 sulfur cluster binding. The record is from RefSeq and is a predicted model, not a curated record. Gene Ontology annotation, cellular component: mitochondrion.